AUCAGACCGAAAUCGACACAUGAUGACCCACAGGUCUCUGAGGCUCAUCAGUAUUUUCAGAGCUGCUGAAAUCCUAUUUCUUCUCUGCCACCAUCAGUGAAAGACAAAGACAGAGUUUAUUGAAGGACAGUGAGAAGAUGAGUGAUCCAGAACCCUGCAGAAUUAAACAGGAAGAGACUGAAGAACUAAUAGAUGUGAUGGUGAAGGUGAAAAGUGAAGCACUGAGUGAAGAUGAGGAGAAACAUCAUGUCAAAACUGAAGACGACACUCAGGCAAACACCGAACACAGUUUUAUAAGGACCAGCACAGCUGUAAAUGGUUUCACCUGCACUCAGUGUGGAAAGGGUUUCAGCCACAAAUGCAGUCUCGGCAUUCACAUGAAGAGCCACACUGGAGAGAGACCUUACAAGUGUUCGCACUGCGACAGCAGAUUCAGUAAGUUAGGAGACCUGAAAACGCACGAGACGAUUCAUCCAAACGACAAACUGUUUCUCUGCAUUGCUUGUGGGAAGAGUUUCAGGGAUAUAUUUACUCUACAAACACACACGAAGAAAUUUCACGAGCUGAAUGAAGACAUGAAGACCUACUUAAGCGUUCAUUCAAAGAUGAAGCCGUUUUCCUGCUCUUUGUGCGGAAAGAGUUUCAAUCGUUCACACUGUUUAAGGCAACACCUGAGGACUCACACUGGAGAGAAACCGUACAAGUGUUCACACUGCGACAAAACAUUCAGUCAGUCAGAUUAUCUGAGAAGACAUCAGAUGAUUCACAUGGAAGAGAAACCUUACAAGUGUUCACACUGCGAGAGAACAUUCAGUAAUACAAGAAAUCUGAAAACGCAUGAGAAGAUUCACACUGGAGAGAAAGCGUUUACAUGUACUCAGUGUGGGACGAGUUUCACAAAAUUAGCAAAACUUAAACAACACAUAAUCAUCCACACCGGAGAGAAACCACACAAAUGUGAUCAGUGCAGCAAAACAUUUUGGAGGCCUUCAGAGCUGAAGAUCCAUCUUAGACUUCAUACAAAGGAGAGGCCUUAUUCAUGCUCUGAGUGUGGAAAGAGUUUUACAUCGCAGUCAACUUUAGGAAGACACCAGAAGAUUCACACUGGUGUGAGAGAACAUGUGUGCUUGGAGUGUGAGAAGACUUUUAUUACAGCUGGAGACUUGAAAAAGCACAAGAGGAUUCACAGCAGAGAGAAACAAUGCAUAUGUACUGAGUGUGGGAAGAGCUUCACGAAAUUAUCAAGUCUCAACAAACACACGAAGACCCACACUGGAGUGUAGCCUUACAAGUGAUCACACUGCGACAUGGGAUUUUGUCAAUUUCAAAGCCUGAAUAAACAUGAGAAGAUUCACUCUGGACACUUCAACACAGUUAUCAUACCAUUUUAAGCAAGAAGAACCAUUUUAGGAGUAGCUUUAUUCAUGUUUUCCUUCAGUCAGUCACCAUGAGCUUGAUUUUAAAUCAACAGUUCUUGAACUUGCUUAGAAGACCAAUCACUUUGAAAUGUAUUAAAAGGGUCCAUAGCUACGUUUCCAUCCACCUAUUUUUAUGCGCAUUUUGGAGAUGCGCAUAAAAAAUUGGUUGAUGGAAACGGCAAGAUGCUCAUUAUUUUGAAAACGCGCAUAAAAAACAUGCGCGUAACUGAGUAGGAUAAACUUUAUAUUCGAUAAGAAAAUAUGCCAACAUAUUCCAUAUUCCAGUA
This is a messenger RNA of Danio aesculapii, 1705 nucleotides long. Its product is annotated as gastrula zinc finger protein XlCGF17.1-like. Gene Ontology annotation, molecular function: DNA-binding transcription repressor activity, RNA polymerase II-specific. The record is from RefSeq and is a predicted model, not a curated record. The coding region runs from base 138 to 1283 and encodes 381 amino acids. Lineage: Eukaryota; Metazoa; Chordata; Actinopteri; Cypriniformes; Danionidae. Gene Ontology annotation, biological process: negative regulation of transcription by RNA polymerase II. The transcript has 4 exons.